Molecule: messenger RNA, 7622 nt
Organism: Phycodurus eques (leafy seadragon)
Lineage: Eukaryota; Metazoa; Chordata; Actinopteri; Syngnathiformes; Syngnathidae
Gene: rfx3
Product: regulatory factor X, 3 (influences HLA class II expression)
Exons: 16
Coding region: 178-2535 (785 amino acids)
Biological process (GO): regulation of transcription by RNA polymerase II
Cellular component (GO): nucleus
Molecular function (GO): RNA polymerase II cis-regulatory region sequence-specific DNA binding; DNA-binding transcription factor activity, RNA polymerase II-specific
Source: RefSeq, a predicted model, not a curated record
GCGAGUUAAUCUCCUCCCAGUUUGCGGGGAGUUUUCUAGCAACUGUUGCCCGGUGAGGCAGCGCCAUAGCCACCGUAGUCGUGGCGACUGUAACCCACCAACAACAAGCUCUCGCUCGCUUCAUCAUUACCACCUCCACCAUCCUCAUACUCACCCGCCGCUCCACAAGCAGGCGCCAUGCAGACCCCUGAGGCAGGCGCUGACUCCACCUCCACCGUCCCUAUUCAGACCACCGUGCCUGUCCAGCCAGCCGGCUCCACCCAGCAGCUGCCUGUCCAGCAACAGGUAAUGCCGUCACACGCCGACAGCCGCAUUCAUUUGCGUCGGGAACUUUCACACGUUUCUUUGGCGAUUGCAUUCCAGACGCAGACUGUUCAACAGGUCCAGCAUGUUUACCCAGCGCAGGUGCAAUACGUGGAGGAAAACAGUGGCGUCUACACUAAUGGCAACAUAAGAAGCUACUCGUACUCUGAACCACAGCUGUACAGCCAGAACAGCGGCGGGAGCUACUUCGACACGCAGGGGGGCUCGUCCCAAGUGUCCACGGUGGUCACCUCCCAUGGCAUGGCUAAUAACGGCGGCGGGGGCAGCGGGGGCAUGAGCAUGGGCCUGGCGGGGGGUCAGGUAAUCGGCAGCAGUUCCGGGGCCUACCUCAUGGACAACACUGGCGCCCACCCUGCUGCCCAGACUGCACGGGCCUCCCCAGCAACUAUUGAAAUGGCGAUUGAGACACUCCAAAAAUCUGAGGGUUUAUCCAGUCAGAGAAGCUCGCUGCUCAACAGCCAUCUGCAGUGGCUGCUGGACAACUACGAAACAGCAGAGGGCGUGAGUCUACCGCGAUCCACCCUCUACAAUCACUACCUGCGCCACUGCCAGGAGCAGAAGCUGGACCCUGUAAACGCAGCCUCCUUCGGCAAACUCAUCCGCUCCAUCUUCAUGGGGCUCCGCACAAGACGCCUCGGAACAAGGGGGAACUCCAAAUAUCAUUACUAUGGUAUACGUGUAAAGCCCGACUCCCCACUCAACAGACUUCAGGAGGACAUGCAGUACAUGGCCCUCAGACAGCAGCCCGUUCAACAGAAACAGAGGUUCAAACCGGUGCAGAAGUUUGACACCAGCCCCACAGAGAACUACUCAGGUGGAGGCCCCAACCAGCCGGGGGCAGCAGAGCAGACCGUCAUCGCACAGAGUCAGCACCACCAGCAGUUCUUGGAUGCGUCGCGGGCACUCCCCAACUUUGCGGAGCUGGACCUCGGGCAGAGCAAUCCGGAGAACAUCAGCCCGGAGGACAUCAAGGCUCUCCAAUCACUUUACAGAGAGCACUGUGAGGCCAUCCUGGACGUGGUCAUCAACCUGCAGUUUAGCCUCAUCGAGAAACUUUGGCAAACAUUCUGGCGUUAUACUCCACCCGACUCUGUAGAGGGCACCACUGUAACAGGAAACAGCAGCGUAAGUGAGAUUGAAGCCCGACUCCCACAGUCGCAGCUGCUGGCGCUGUGCAGACACGAAGCUGUGCUCAAGUGGAUGAGCACCUGCGACCAUCUGAUGUACCAGGCCCUUGUGGAAAUCCUCAUCCCUGAUGUCCUGAGACCCAUUCCCAGUGCCUUGACUCAAGCCAUUCGCAAUUUUGCCAAAAGCCUGGAAAGUUGGCUCAAUAAUGCCAUGAAUGCGAUACCGCAGAGGAUGAUGCAGACCAAGGUUGCCGCUGUUAGUGCCUUUGCGCAAACACUACGCAGAUACACAUCUCUGAACCACCUGGCUCAGGCGGCACGCGCCGUGUUACAGAACACGUCGCAGAUCAACCAGAUGCUGAGCGACCUCAACCGCGUCGACUUUGCCAACGUACAGGAGCAAGCGUCGUGGGUGUGCCAGUGUGAGGAGGGCGUGGUUCAGCACUUGGAGCAGGACUUCAAGGCUACCCUACAGCAGCAAAGCUCUCUGGAGCAGUGGGCGGCUUGGCUCGACAACGUGGUCACGCAAGUUCUGAAGCCCUACGAGCAGCGGCCCACCUUUCCCAAGGCGGCUCGGCAGUUCCUACUCAAGUGGUCCUUCUACAGUUCCAUGGUCAUCAGGGACCUGACCCUGCGCAGUGCCGCAAGCUUCGGCUCUUUUCACUUGAUACGCCUCCUCUACGACGAGUACAUGUUCUACCUGGUGGAGCAUCGGGUGGCCCAAGCUACCGGAGAGACGCCCAUUGGCGUCAUGGGCGAGUUUGACAGCCUGAACAGCCUGUCGCUUACAAACAUCGAUAAAGAUGAAACAAGCGGCAUGGACAGCGAUUUAGACGAGGAGACCGAGGAAUCCGGUGAGCCUGUGGCCAAACGCGAGAAGUCUGAGCACGAGGUGAUCCAGGUGAUCCAGGUGGGCGCCCUGGAGGACGGAUCCCACCCCGUGGUGGGCGUCGUCCAGCCCAGCGUUCUGCACUCGCUGCCGCAGCCCCGCCAGGACCGCGGCGAGCACAUGCUGACCCCCCCGGCCGGCGCCCCCGCCAUCCGCCGCUGCAGCGCCACGGGCAACACGUACGCCUCCGUUUGACUGUGACGUCCGAUCGGUCCCGCUACACCGACGUAUCUGUCAGCUGCCAUGUUUACGUCUGCGUGUCUGUCUGUCUGCACUCGGGUCCGACACUAGAUUGAUGCGGUUUUUCCCGUGACUGUUCUGAAUGCUGCGUCCUCCCUUAAGUGUUUGCAGAAUUUGCCAGAGGAAGAGGACCACGUGAAACACAGGGUCUAAAGAAAAUCGACUUUCUACUACUGAUGUCUAAGAGCUCAAAUGCGGCCCACUGUAUAUAGAUUUACUUCUAAUUAGUACAACCCAAAAUCUCAUGGUGCUAUAAUUGUGUUCUGUUAAGCUUGUUCUGUUAAACUGGAACAAGUUAUCUUGGUGUUUCCCAACCUUAAUUGAGCCACGGCAUGGACACUACCCAUAAAAAGUUAGGAAUAUUCUGGUGAAAUUUCUGGAUGAACCUAAAAUGCGCUAUAACCUUUGCGGGUGAACUUAAUUUGACCUUCUCAAAACCUUUGAAUGCACACGUUGACCUUUGGUUCAGUACUUUGUGCACAACUGAACUGAGCUGAACAGCAAAAUUAACAACAGGUGUUUGACAUGACUUCCAUGCCUUUCUGUGACUCUUCCAGUAUCUCGAUUUACAACCUGCUGAUGCACUCCCAGCUCAGAGUUCCCCUUGAGGACAUCCCGUUUGAAGCCGUGCAAUGAAAUGAGCGACUGUUGCUCAAUUGUGAGGCGUCGUCUCGGUCUCGUCAUAAUGCGGCCAGCGCGAUAAAGAGGACUGUUUAAAUGCCAAUUUGAAUUGAACCAGGAAAUGGUUCGGCCAUUCAUGGAUCAAUCACCUGUUGUGAAUGUUGUGCAAAAAGUAUUGGAAAAUGGUGUGCGUUCAAAACUUUUUAGAGAAGGUCAAAUUAACUUCACCUGUAAAGAUUAUAGUGUGUUUUAGGUUCAUCCUGAAAUUACACCCGAAAACCAAAUCCUGCAGACCCCCCGCUUAUUCGUGGUUCAGCAUUCACAAUUUCACCUAUUGGUGGAUUUUUAUUUAUUUAUUUAUUUAUUUGUACCUACAUCCCAUUAUUUGUGGAAACUCCCACUUAUUUGUGGGUGGCUUUUUUUGCGCCCGAUCCCCUACUUGUUUGCGGAAAACCCUGCUUAUCUGCGCUUUUUUACCCAAUCCCUCACUUAUUUUAGUUUUUUGGGGAAGGAAAAAAAAGCAUGGCAGCUUCUGAUUUUUGCUAAUUGUGAAUAGUGGGAGUCCACUGUAUCCUUAACGUUUUUAGUGAGUACAGUGGACCCUCAUAUUCCCUUUUCAGCAUUCGCAAAUUUACCUGUCAUUGUUUUUUUGGGGGGAAACUAUCCCCCUUUUUUCACAGAAACCCCCACUGAGUCACGUUUUUUUUUUUAACCGAUCCCCCAAUUAAUUUUUUUAUUUUUUUUACCCCAUCGCCUGCUUAUUCACGUUUUUUGUUAGUUUUGUUUUUCAGUUUUUGUUUUGUUUGUUUGUCCCAACCCCUCCCCCCAUGCAAUUAUGAAUGUCAAUUAUUGGCAGAUUUCCACUAUUGGGGUCCCUAUCCUCUGUAAACUGCAGGGGUCAACUGUAGUGUUGUGACACAAGUUAAUUACGUACCUUCUGCCAUCUUUCAGACAAGCAUUCAAUUGUUCUGUCUGUCACUAUAUGUCACUGGCAGAAAUAUAUGAAGAAACAUACAUUAUUUUUUGUAAAUAAUUGUUUCGGACCAAUUCAUUGAAAUUUGAUCAUUUCCCUCGGCACGUUGAGUUUGGGAAUGACCGAGUUAUCUCAACUGACUAUUUUGUAUUGAGGAUUGUAUGUAGCCGUACGUGCGGAGUUUGACCAGCGGUAGCCUUGGUACCACAAGCUGCAUUGUAAAGCUUUUUCGCCGCCAGUGACUGACCCCUCCCCUCUCUUUCCCCUUGAGGAUUAUGUGCGCUGCUGCUACUCUUGUAAAUAGAAUCGAUACCGUUAGGACGACCUGGCUGUACAAACCCCCGCAUCCUCGCCGCUAGCCUAUUAUGCACUGGGAACGUAACGUUUGCCUUUGUCCACGAAAUCAUGAAAUCAGCCUACUGGACACACACGCACCCACCCCCACCCCCCCACCCCCUACCCUCCUUCCUGUUUUUUGCAGUUUUCUGUCUCAAUCAAAUUUCUUGCGAAGGACCAAAAAAAAAUAUGGGAAAAAAAAAUGUCAAAAAAGAAGAGAUGGCCGAGUGCGAGCCAAUAGCUGUUGUGCCAUGUUACAGAGCAGAAGGAAUGUCAGGGAUUUAAUGUACCUCGGCUUUUAUCACAGUGCCUUAUCCUUACGUGCAGCUCUUCUCAGAGUCCGCACAACCCGAGCCGCCACCCCGCUUUUUUAUUCUGUUGGCAUGCUUGCUUUGGUUUGUUGUUCGGCUGCUUCCCCUCCACAGAGAAGGCUUUCUGGUGACUUGAGCUCGGAUUUGGGCUGUUUGGACCGAGGGGACGCGGCCGCAGACGCGCCCUGUUGCUUUGGUCCAGAUUAGCACCGCUAAGCUUUUUGAAUUCUCUCAAUCACAUCACCGCCUUUCGCUCCUGUUCCGGCUCCUUCCUCCCCUCUGCUGUCUCCUGCGGCACUAUACCUGCUUUAGCCACCCCUGUUCCUGCGGUCUCCUGCGGUACCACAUCUCCUUUUUUUGCCACCCUAGUCCAGUUCCUGAUGCGGUACCGCAUUGGUUUUAUCCAGCCUUUACCCUUCUCCUCCAUGUCCCGCGGUACCGGAGUACGGCAACGUCUUUUCCCAACCCAUACUUGUGGCAUCUCCCCAACUCAGUCCCCUGCUCCUACUCCUGUCCUUAAUUUCUGCUCUCAUCCACUUCUGCGUUUCCUUUUGCCUCCCCUGCUCUCACUCCUCCCACCUUCUGCUCACUCCUACCCCCUUACUUCCUGUACUAUACAUGAAUUUGCGUUCACCAUCCACUCACAACUACUCCUGCCCCAAGUCUUGUCGAGGCCUUCGUUCCAGCCUUUGCCAUUUCAAGAGAAGUGUGUGUAAGAACAGGAACGUGUGACUCUUCUCUGCUCUUUUUUUUUUUUUUUAAACGUGUGUUGUUGGAACACAUCCAUCAGUCACCCUACCUCAAGCCAGUGGUGCCAGCCCCCUAACCCGUAACCCUCCCAACACCUGCAGCACAGUCUGUCCAAACCUUAUCGCAAACGCACAAAAACACACAAAAGCGUUGCCACGGUACUGCACAGAGAAAAACCUGCUUUUUGCUUUUCUCGCACCGCUGAUACAUUUUUAUCCCCCGUUUUUACACCCAUCAAACACCCCCGAAGCCCACGCCUCUUUGGUCAUCUUUGUACAGUAUGGACCAAAAGUAGAUAUUUUCUGAUAUUCAAAGAAAUAUAUGAAUAAUAUAGACACACAUAUAUAUAUAUAUCUAUAUAUAUAUAUAUAUGUAUAGUAUAUAUACAAUGCUUCUACACUACAUUGACGUGUGGCUUUCUGAUUGUGGCUGUUCCCAAGGUAGCUGUGUGAAGUAGACUUAAAAGGGAAAAAGGCACGUGGACUGUACCAUCUAUACUUGAACUGUUAAAAGCCUUUGUGGACACUACUGAGAUUAAUCCUCCUUUAUAGGAAACCCCUUUUAUUUUGGUCUGGACCACUUAUCUGUAUUAAUGUUUAUUUAUUGAUAUUUAUUGUGUUUGGCUUGGUACCACACAGUCCAUGGUAUAGUUAAGGAAUGAUAAUUCCACAAAAUUGCAAAACUACUGUAACACAAAGACCCGAUGUAACGACUUUUGUUGACUUGUUUAGUUGGAAACUGCUGUAAUUGGUGGAAGGGUUUCAAAAAAUGAAUCAGAUAGGACUGCACUGGAGGUUUGCCUUAGUCAAAAGUUUUUAGGGGGUACUUUCAGUGGUUUCAAUGUAAAUCUGAACUCCCGCUUGUAUAAAUCCACAACACGUCGAUGAUGAACUUGUAUUUGUGCCUAACGAGGGGGGGGGAGGGGGGGGGGGGCUUUGCUCUCUUCAAAUCGUAUGGAUGUGUUUUGGGAUCAUAAGUGCUUUCUGGUCUGUGCUGCUCGAAACUUUUUUUGUUUUAUUUGUUUUUAAUACACUUUAGUGCCAGACGGUGAUUUUUAUUUCAGCAUCUGUCGGAGUGACGCUAAUGCUGCCAACACAACUCGCUUUUUUUUUUUGUGUGUUACCACUAAAAAUGUUUCUGUAAGAGCUGAGGAUUCUCAAGCAGAAAACGCAUUAAAAAAAAAAAAAAACUGACAACAGGCAGCUUCACUUAACCCUCAGCAAGACUCCAGUGCCUUUAACUCGGCCCCACCCUAAGCCUGACAGAUGGACGCCAUCGAGACAUUUUGUUGAGACGACGUGGGGCUGAGGCAGCAUGGGAUUAUUAUUUAUUAUUAGUUCAUGGGUGCGGUAGAUGAUGCUUCUUUUUAAUUAAUUGUACAGAACUAUCAACAGAAGUCACUGUUAGUAAACUUUUGUUGUUAUUGUUGGUUUACUUAUUCCUCAUGAUGGUGAGGGGUUUUUUUUUUGGGGGGGGGGGGGUGCUGUGAUUUGUAUUUGGAUGUUUUCAAGUGCCAUCGGACCGUCUUAGUGAGUUCAUCUGUAGCACGCUGAAAUGCAAGCACAAGCAUUUUGGCAGGAGGCGUUUUCAGUUUUUUCUCAAUUCAGCCAAAAUUGAAAAGAAAAAUGUAAAUAUCCCCAAGUGAAGGUAUAUUUAUUUGUCCUGAUUAUUAGAAUUUUGGGGGGGAGGCUACAGUGUGUCCCCACCCUUCUUCUUUUGAUGUAUAAUAUCUAAUAUGUCCACACAAUUUCCAUGUGUUUCUUUCUGUGUUGUUGGUUUUUCCUCAUAUAUCUUUUCAACUUGGAGAGCGUGUAUGGUGAUUUGUAUUGUAUUUUGCAUAAAAACAAGGACGACCGGGGGACUUUUAUAUUUAUAAAGACAUUGAUUUAGUGUGUCGUAUUGCAGAAGAUAGAAACCUAAAAAGACACAUGUAGUUAGUUUUUUCUGAAUAUUUCAGAUCUCAGCUCAGGCUAGCUUCUUAGUGUUCCCCCUGACCCCCAACUACAAUUUUGUGACUUUGUCUUGGCGGUAAUAAACGUUUUCUUGUCCAA